AUGCAGUUCAUCUUCACAGUCGCCACCUUGGUCAGCGCCGCCCUUGCCGGGGUGAUCACUCGCGCCGAAGACAACGGACCCGUCAACAUCCCCGUCGAUAGCGUUGGCAACCCCAAGGAGGGCACGAUCCAGGCGAUUACUCACUUGUACAUUUGCUCCGACGCCAACUUCUCUGGCCGCUGCCAGAACUUGGAUUCCAACACUGGUCAAUGCUACAACCUUGGAAACGGCUUCAACGAUGUGGUUUCAUCGCUUGGACCUGAUGCGGGAACGUCCUGCACCAUUUGGGAAAACAAUGGCUGCUCGGGGGCUUCCAUAGUCAACAUUGUCAGCCCUGGCAUCUACAACCUCGCCGAUUCCAAAUGGAACUUCAACGACAAGAUGAGCUCCUACAGAUGUGUUUAG
This is a messenger RNA of Colletotrichum orchidophilum, 405 nucleotides long. RefSeq lists its product as uncharacterized. NCBI's taxonomy places the organism in Eukaryota, Fungi, Ascomycota, Sordariomycetes, Glomerellales, Glomerellaceae. The record is from RefSeq and is a predicted model, not a curated record. The transcript has 4 exons. The coding region runs from base 1 to 405 and encodes 134 amino acids.